AUGGCGAAUUGGAUCUCGUCGAAGCUCAGAGCCGCCGAAACGAUUCUUCAACAGAUUGAUCAGCAGGCAGCAAAGUCUCCUCGAAAGGUUGAGAAGCCGGAGACCCAUUACCAGGCUGCGGAGUUGCAAACAAACAUGAUGGAAGUUGCUGACCUUGAAAAACAGAAGCAUGACAAUACUAGAAUGGAAGUUCAUGCACGCUUGGCCGGAUUAGAGGCUACAAAAACGCUCAAGUUACAAGAACGCUUGCUGCUGGGGAGAAGAAACUUGAGACUCAUGAUGCAGAUUGUAGAAGCUUGGAUCUAUACCUAA
Arabis nemorensis is the source of this 312-nucleotide messenger RNA. The record is from the annotation of a GenBank genome assembly. Lineage: Eukaryota; Viridiplantae; Streptophyta; Magnoliopsida; Brassicales; Brassicaceae.